This is a messenger RNA of Camelina sativa (false flax), 1704 nucleotides long. Lineage: Eukaryota; Viridiplantae; Streptophyta; Magnoliopsida; Brassicales; Brassicaceae. The record is from RefSeq and is a predicted model, not a curated record.
AUGGAAGUGUACAUUGAUGAUAUGCUCGUCAAGUCAGCUCAGGCCAUAGAUCAUGUCGCACACCUAAAGCAGUGUUACGAGAUACUCAACAAGUACAUCAUGAAACUGAACCCGGCAAAAUGCACGUUUGGCGUUACCUCCGGCGAAUUCUUGGGAUACCUCGUUACCAAGUGCUGUAUAGAAGCCAAUCCGAAGCAGAUCUCGGUGAUCAUCAACCUUCCUUCCCGAAAGAACACACGCGAGGUGCAAUGUCUAACUAGACAAAUUGCCGCUUUAAAUCGCUUCAUCUCCCGUUCAACAGACAAAUGUUUACCAUUUUAUCAGCUCCUUCGCGGAAACAAACGAUUUGAGUGGGACAAAAAAUGUGAAUCGGCGUUCAAGGAAUUAAAAGACUAUCUCUCAGCUCCGCCAGUCCUAGCCAAACCUGAGCAAAGAGAAACUUUGUAUCUCUACAUCGCCAUCUCCUGUUCAGCUGUAAGCGGCGUCCUCGUCAGAGAAGAUCGAGGAGAGCAACAUCCUAUCUUCUACCUCGCAUACGCGGUUGUCAUAUCAGCUCGCAAACUUCGCCCUUACUUCCAAUCUCACACUGUUGAAGUCCUGACAAACCAGCCUCUCCGAACAAUCCUUCACAGCCCAAGCCAGUCAGGAGGCCUUGCGAAAUGGGCAGUUGAGUUAAGCGAAUACGACAUUGAGUACAAGAACUGCACCUGCACCAAGUCACAAGUUCUUGCAGAUUUUCUUGUUGAACCCUCUCCCGAACUCAAAGCUGACACCCCUCCACCCGAGAUAUGGUCACUUCACGUAGAUGGCGCUUCAUCAAAGAUGGGCUCGGGAGUAGGCAUACGCCUAACCUCGCCAACAGGUGAAAUCUUGGAGCAGUCAUUCCGCCUUGCUUUCUCUGCUUCUAACAACAACGUUGAGUAUGAAGCACUAAUCGCUGGACUGCAUCUCGCACACGGAAUUGGCAUCAAGAAGAUCCAAGCUUAUUGUGACUCACAGCUGAAAACAUUGAUCAACCAAGCAUUGACAUCAAACCUGUUGCCUCUUGCUCCAGCCACGUUUCUCGAAGCCGCACACUCAGUGACAGACCCGAACAACGUCUUAGCAAUUGCCUUAGCAGUCACAAGACCAACCCCAACAGCCGCGAAUUCAACCACUCCAGCUAUGCCCGUACCAGCACCCGAUGCCUCCUCGCGCGACGACUGGCAAAUUGAGAUUAUAGCAUAUAUCGCGGAUGGAAUCAUGCCAAAAGACAAGUGGGAAGCAAGGCGUCUGCGCGUUAAGAGCGCACACUACACGAUGUUGGAUGGCAGCUUGUUUCGUUUGGAUGCAAACGGCGCUCUUCUCAUCUGCGUCAAUACGAAGGACGUCAACGACAUCAUGCGAGAGGUUCACGAAGGCGCGGGCGGAAACCACUCAGGUGGCCGCGCAUUGGCACUUCGAAUCCGCCGCAAUGGCACUUUGAAUCCACCACAAUGGACACUUCUGACCAACCAUGGUCGCCGAUUGUACCGCAUUCGCAAACAAAUGCGAAAAAUGUCAGCGUCAUGCACCCUUCAUCCAUUCCCCGACCGAACUCCUGCGCACAACGUCACCACCCUAUCCCUUUAUGCGAUGGACGAUGGAUAUUGUCGGUCCACUUACACCAUCUCGCCAAAAGAAGUACCUCCUAAUCAUGGCGGACUAUUUCACAAAGUGGGUUGA